Messenger RNA from Lodderomyces orthopsilosis Co 90-125, 522 nucleotides. It is a transcript of the gene RPB7, whose product is annotated as DNA-directed RNA polymerase II subunit. NCBI's taxonomy places the organism in Eukaryota, Fungi, Ascomycota, Pichiomycetes, Serinales, Debaryomycetaceae. The coding region runs from base 1 to 522 and encodes 173 amino acids. The transcript has a single exon. The record is from RefSeq and is a predicted model, not a curated record. Gene Ontology annotation, molecular function: translation initiation factor binding; single-stranded DNA binding; single-stranded RNA binding. Gene Ontology annotation, cellular component: RNA polymerase II, core complex; P-body. Gene Ontology annotation, biological process: positive regulation of nuclear-transcribed mRNA poly(A) tail shortening; transcription initiation at RNA polymerase II promoter; DNA-templated transcription.
AUGUUUUUUUUGAAAGAUUUAUCACUAAACCUAACGUUGCACCCUUCAUAUUUCGGUCCACAAAUGGACCAAUUUUUAAGAGAUAAACUAUUAAGUGAUGUCGAGGGUACAUGCACAGGCCAGUUUGGAUACAUUGUUUGUGUGCUAGAUUCUAUGAAUAUUGAUGUUGGUAAAGGAAGAAUAAUUCCCACAACUGGAAUGGCCGAAUUCGAAGUGAAAUACCGGGCUGUUGUUUGGAAACCAUUCAAGGGAGAAGUCGUCGAUGGUGUUGUAACAACAGUGAACAAAAUGGGAUUCUUUGCAGAUGUGGGACCAUUGUCAGUCUUUGUUAGUACCCAUCUAAUACCUUCAGAUAUGAAGUUCAAUCCGUCCGCCAAUCCACCAGCUUAUUCCAGUCCUGAUGAAAAUAUAGAAAAGGGAUCAAAGGUUAGGUUGAAGAUUGUAGGGACAAGAACAGAUGUUAACGAGAUAUAUGCGAUUGGGAGUAUUAAGGAGGAUUAUCUAGGACCAAGUCCAUUGUGA